Molecule: messenger RNA, 3852 nt
Organism: Daktulosphaira vitifoliae (grape phylloxera)
Lineage: Eukaryota; Metazoa; Arthropoda; Insecta; Hemiptera; Phylloxeridae
Product: transcription factor Ken-like
Exons: 6
Coding region: 651-2396 (581 amino acids)
Biological process (GO): regulation of transcription by RNA polymerase II
Cellular component (GO): nucleus
Molecular function (GO): RNA polymerase II cis-regulatory region sequence-specific DNA binding; protein binding; DNA-binding transcription factor activity
Source: RefSeq, a predicted model, not a curated record
AAUAACCGCCGCCUCGUCAUCGUCGGCUUCGAGUUUGGAGAGGUACGGUGGCACCGCGUAUUUUUUAAUAUUAUUAUAUCCGCGGCACUGCGCGCGGUACACCGUCGGCCUCCGUCGUGUGUGUGUUUUACGCGAAAGUGUGCGGCGCUUGGUUCAGGGCACGGAGUGCGUAAACUGCUGCUUUACUCGCCGAUCGAACGCUUUUGGGCUUUACUUGACCACCAGCAACUUGCAGUGGUGCCGUCACACGAUUCAUCGGACAGCCCUUUUCACUCGUUUCUUCCGAUGACACCUUAGAGUCUCGGCAGGGAAACCGAUCGUGAGGGUAAACAACACCCUCGGCCACAAAAGAUCGGAAUCACGACCACUACCUCCGCCGCCGCCCUGUGUUCGUGACUUAGCCGGUUGUUGUAUUGUUGUUUUUUGCAUUGAUAUUAAAAAAUUAAAUUAUUUUUUCCUGGUGCGCCGGUUGAUUUUCUUGCCAUUGACUUCCCAGUGUGACCCGCUAAAAGUGUCGUUCGGUUCUUUCCGUUUCCGCCGUGCGUUCGCACUCCGUACCCGUCUGCUCACCAGAACUUCAAAAAUAAUGAUUUACAACGUCUUUGUCCGAGCAUUUUUUGGAUUACCGUUGUACGCGACCAAGUCAAAUAAUGUAUGAUACGGAUUCAGAAUGCGGCAACGGCGCCCCGUUGACGCUACACUAUGGCAAUCAUCACGUGUAUCUCAUGGCUGAGAUACAGCAAGCCGGAGACGAACACUCCGACAUGGAGCUCAUGUGUGAAAAAGGAGUGACUAUUAGAGCGCACUCGCUGGUACUAGCGUCAGUCAGUCCUCUUGUGCGGCGAUUACUCAAAGAGGAUAAUAUCUGUAUGUAUCAUAACUUAGUACUCCAGUUUCCAGAAAUUAAGGAAAUACACAUGAAGACAGUACUAGAUUUUAUUUACACUGGUCAAGCGAAUGUGCUGGAAAAUGAAUUUGAAGAAGUGGUCAGCUUAUUAAAUUUGCUUGAGAUUCGAUCGGAUACUUGGCAGAGAGCUAUGUAUGAAUCUUCUUCAUCACCACAGGCCAUAUCUGGCCAACAAACGUCAGCAACAUCAUCUGAGGAAUCUCCUAGAACAGAUCCCGAAAAUCUAUCGCCGACAUCACGGUUCAAUCAAGUACAUCCAAAAAAAAGGCGGAGAAGAUCGUCUGUGCCUGUCAAUCUAUCUAUUGACGCCAAAAAUGAAGAUCCGACUAUCACCCAGCCUAAUUGGCGAGUAUCUAAGUUGGAUGAAGGGCAUAGAAAACUAAGGCGACGAAGUAGUUCACCAUUUGACGAUUAUCCGCAUGAUCGAGGUGGAGGAGAUAGUAGAGACUACAGUAGCUUUCAAGAUUUUCCAAAGCGAGAACCACACUGGAUGGAAACAGAAUACCGAAGCGCUCAUCUUCAAUAUAGUUGUGAAGUGAAUUUACCGUACAUGGACUCUGCGGACCCUAAUUUAGAUCCAGAAGCUGAGGAAACCAACGAUUCAGAUAGUAAAGAUGCUCGGCUUAACCCUGCUAACUAUGUGGUGACACCAAGAAAACGAAAGAAGCAGCCUGGAUUCCAAAAUGCACCUGCACAAAAUCCACCAUUUGUACCCAUGUACUUACACGAAAUGGCAUUCCGGCAUCAUAAAAUUACGCAGUCAUUGAGUACAUUUGUGCACCAUCCAUUCGGAUCGGCUCCAUCUGUGGAUGAUGAACGGGAAACACCACCAUCCCUCAGGCCUCCUAUUUUUAUGGGCCGGUCCAGAUCUCAGGACGAUUCGGGUGUGUAUAGACCUUCACUCCCUCUACCACCUCUACCACCACCUCCUCCUCAUUCUGGCGAUGACAGCCCACCCCAUACUCCUCGUCCACCAUCUUCCCGACCACCAAGUGCGCCAGCGAUUCCUCCUUCGACCCAGUCCUCAUCGUAUAGGUUUAAUGAAAAUGGAUCGCCCUGGCCUCAGUCAGGUACAGAUGUAAAGACAGAAAAUUCGGAACAACAACAGAAUGCCACGGGAUCCGAUCCAGAUGAGAAGUCAGCGGUUUCAGUAGUAGGUGCCGGCCGAGAGUACAAAUGUACGUAUUGCGGAAAACAAUUUGGCAUGAGCUGGAACCUUAAAACUCAUUUAAGGGUUCAUACAGGAGAAAAACCCUUUGCAUGUCGGUUGUGCGUCGCCAUGUUCAAACAGAAAGCUCAUCUACUGAAGCACUUAUGUUCAGUCCACAGAAACGUUAUAUCACCGGGAGCCAGUUCGACCGACCAAGAAUCGUCAGGCACAUUUAACUGUUGUUUCUGUCAGAUGACUUUCGAUACCCUCCAACAGUUGGUACGACACUUUUCCGGGCCUCACAAUAAUCUGUUGCUCACCAAGAACUUGAACGCCUGACAACGGUCUUCUACAACACAAGUGUCGGUGAAACACAUUAAGUUGACAAUUUUGCAAGAAAUAAAAUCCAUACGAACGUAUUUUCACCAGAGCUGUCAAGUACCAAUUAUCAUUAUUUUCCUAUGAACUUCUCGUUUCAAACAUACGACGGGCAUCUUAGCAUUACUAAUUUUAUUAUAAAAAAUUAUUAUUUACAAUUAGAUACAAUGAUAUUACAUAUAUUAUAAAUAUUGUUAUUGUUAUCUUACCAAUGUAUUUAGUUUGUACAGAAGAACGUUAAAUAAUAUAAUGUAGUGUAAAUAAAAUUAUUAUCAUAAGAUUAAGCAUAGUAGUUAUUGUAUGCGACGCUUCCCAAAAGUUGUAUUAUGCAUAGGCGCCGUAUAUUUUGGAGUUACCACCUACGCAUGUAUUUAAAUAAGUUUUUAUUUUAUGUUUUAUUUAAGAUAAAUAUAAUGUAUGUUUUUAUACAUUAUAACAAAUAGAAUUUAGAAGGUAUUAAAAAAGAUUGUUUCUUAUGUAUAGUAUAUGGACGUAGGUUUUUCUAUUAUAGUUUUUUAAGUUAUUAACUCUUAUACUUCUUGAUUGAUAAUGUAAAUAUAUAAUAAUAUCUAUACAUAGGUAUAAAUAAUAGGAUAUUUUCUUCCAUAAUUUUUUAUAUUUUAUUCGAACUUGAGAAAAUAUCCUUAAUUAUUGUAUUAUACUUAAAAUGUAAUGUUCUUAUAGGAAAAGAAAUAUCGAUCUCUAGAAGUGAGAUAAUGUAUGUUAUGUGUAAAAUAAAUUAUUUUUAAAGUACCGAUUUUAGAAUUCCACUCGAAAAAAAAUACAUACAUCAAUGAAAUACCCCAUAAUAAUAAUAUAAAAUUUUUCUUUAUUACAAAUGAUAAAAGUAAUGUAGCAAUAAAAAAAACUUUUAAUCUAAUUUAAAAAAACCUCCUGUGUCGAUUAGGUGCUAAUUUAACUUGUACAAACAAUUAUUUCAUGUAGUCAAGUGACAUUGUUUUUAUUUUAUAAGGAAAAAAUUAAUGAACACACAUUUUAAGAUAGACAAACAUGAUCUCGGAUUGUCUGUCUACAAAAGUCGUCGUGUACAUAUAAAAAUGAAUAUAGUGUUAAAUACAGUGUAAUGUAAUUUUAAAUAUUAUAUUUUUUGUUAAGAACUUGAAAAAAAUUUAAAAUUAUUGUACAAUAGAUAUCAUUAUGAAUUAUUUUUAAAACCCGACUUGUAUAUUAAUAUUAUAACACGGAAUUGAAACUAGUCAUAAUUUAUUGAUAAGAUUGUUAACAUUUUCCGUGUACAAAUUUGUAAAUAAUAUAAGUCUAAUGUAAUUAUUAUCUGUAUAAAUCAAAACAGCCCAACCCUACCCUUGUCAAUUAUAACUCUUUCGUGGUAUAAUAGUUAUUAUAAACAAUCGUAAUAACGAAAUGUUUCAAUAAAAAAUUUUAAUUUUCUAUAACA